GUCGGAUUUUGAUUUAUUGGCCUUGAGUCUCUUAUCAAAUAAACUCUACAAGACUCAUAAUGGCUUCAUCAAAUAAACCGACAGUUUUAUUCGUCCACGGCGCUUUCCACGGACCAGAUUGUUUCGACGCGCUAAUCUCUCCUCUCAAAGCAGCCGAUUAUUUUGGUUCGAUAAAAAAUAACUUGAAGCUUCCAAGCGCAGAACUGAAUUCCUCGAGCAGUUUACAACAAGAUAUUGACGUUCUGCGAGCUGAGGUGUUGAAAGUCUUGGACGGUCCUACUGUUACCAAUGGGCCGCGAGGAGGAUCGGAUUGUGUGGUGGUCAUGCACUCAUACGGCGCGGUCCCGGCAGCCGAGGCUCUUCGGGGUCUAGGUCGGAGUGAAAGAGGAGUUGGUAAUACAGCGGUAGUGAAGAUGGUGUAUCUAUCGUGUAAUAUUCCCAAGGCAGGGGACAGUCAUGUCGGUCAGCUGACUGCAUGGAUUGCAGAGAGAGGGUUAUCGGCUGAUCUGCCUCUUGAGCCACUCGACAACGGGAUAUUGAAGUUUACCGGUGCCGCAGACGUAUUUUACAAUGGACUUCCUGAAGAUCAGCAGGCCUCUUUAAUAGCAAGUCUAAGCACCCAAUCAGCAGCGGUAUUGACAACACCGCUAAAGGGCUCUGUUGGAUCUAUGGCAUACGACGAGAUUCCAGGAUGGUAUCUCCUUUGUAAAAAUGAUAAUAUCUUACCAGAAGCGUUUCAAAGAGAGUGUAUAAGAGUGGUCAGAGAUGGCAUGGAAAGAGUAGAGGAAGUAGAUGCUGGACAUAGUAGUUUCAUGGUUGUGCCUGAGAUUGUCGCUGAUUUUAUAUUACGAGCCGCUAAGAGCGGGAAUUCACAACGGGGAACUCAACAUCAUAUCAUAUAACUACAGGUAUAUCAAAGUACAUCAUAACAAAAACAUCGAAAAAUCACAAAACCCAUCGGCAAACAGAUAUUAAGAAGCUGUGAUAGUAACGGCAUUCAUCACGAUCACAUACUCCAGUAACCCG
Messenger RNA from Talaromyces stipitatus ATCC 10500, 1026 nucleotides. RefSeq lists its product as uncharacterized. Bases 60 to 902 code for a protein of 280 amino acids. The transcript is spliced from 3 exons. The record is from RefSeq and is a predicted model, not a curated record. NCBI's taxonomy places the organism in Eukaryota, Fungi, Ascomycota, Eurotiomycetes, Eurotiales, Trichocomaceae.